Molecule: messenger RNA, 4075 nt
Organism: Anopheles bellator
Lineage: Eukaryota; Metazoa; Arthropoda; Insecta; Diptera; Culicidae
Gene: Vps8
Product: vacuolar protein sorting-associated protein 8 homolog
Exons: 3
Coding region: 1-3816 (1271 amino acids)
Biological process (GO): endosomal vesicle fusion; protein targeting to vacuole; vesicle-mediated transport
Cellular component (GO): HOPS complex; late endosome
Molecular function (GO): protein binding
Source: RefSeq, a predicted model, not a curated record
AUGAACUCUCUGAAGGCGCCCUCACUGCACUCGUUGCUCGAUUCCGACCAUGGCUCCAACGACAGUUUGCUAACGGAGUCGCUUCAGCUCGACAUCGAAGAGCUGGACGAUGAAGAAUACUCGAUACCGGCCGUAGACACACUGCCUACGCUGGAAAGCGUGCUGAGUGAGAUCGACAGUGAUCUGGACAGUGUGUCGGCUCUGGGCGUUGUGAGUCGCCAUGCAACCAACGGUGGCCUGCAAUCGUCGAUCGCGGACGAUAGCUAUGGUGGUGGCACAACGACCCCCACGCCAUCAUUGGACGAUCAUCUGAAGCUCGAAUCGAUCCUGCGCCACGUCGUACUGCAGGGAGUAACAGCACAGCUAACCUCUGCCGUCGAUCGAGUCGAUGCUGGUUUGGCGACAUCCUGCGCCGUAUCCUUGAUGAUUGCGGUCGGCACCUCGCAUGGCCACAUCUUAGGAUUCGAUUGCUCACAGACCCUCAAGUGGUGUUGCCAGGACGGCGUGGCACAAGGUGCAGUAUCGGCACUGGCGUUCAACGACGACAACUCGCGCCUUUUGGCAGGCUUUGCCCGGGGGUCCAUCCUCAUGAUCGACACACAAGCCGGCGACGUGAUCCGUACGCUCAACGAAGUCAUCACGCCGAACACGGGCGUGCUGCACCUGAAGUGGACCAACCGACCGGCGUUGGCCCUCUGCUCGGAUUCGGGCGGCUCGGUGUGGAGUCUCAACUUUACCCGAAGGCUCGGCAUUCGAGGCUGUGAUUCGCGCUGCCUGUUCAGUGGUGCUCGGGGUGAGGUGUGCACUGUCGAACCGUUAAUGCUUGGCGAUGAGGAUCAUCCGCUGAAAACGUACACGUUGGUGGCGCUGGCGACACUGAGCAAAUUUUUUGUCGUUCUGAUUCGCCCGAGGCUCAAGGUGAUCAAAUUCCACCCAAUGGCUGGCUAUCCGGAUUGCCUGCCACUGCUCGCCUGGCAAAUGGUGCUGAUCCAGGCGGCGGACUCCACACGCACCAUCGAUCCGGUGCUGGCCGCAGCGCGAGGUUGCGAUCUGUUCUUCCAUCAGAUCACCUACAACAGUGGGCGGAUUUCGUUGCUAUUUCUUCGCCACAUCCAGCUGUCGUACAACCUGCUUGCCAUCCACUGGCUCGGGCCCAAAUCGAUUGCAUGCCUCGACACGAAAGAGGUGCUACAUCUGUCCGAUGUGCGCACGAACCGCGAACUGGAACUGAUCGAUCUUUCCAACGUGGGUCUCAUGUACAAUUCGGCACAGUUCAAGGGUCUGGCCACUGGUGGUAACGUGUCGCCGGCGCUAGCACUAGCUGGGGCCGCAGCAUGUUACAACACCGUCGUAUCGCAGGGUAACCAGCUGUAUUUACUCGGAGGCAAAAGUUUACACGCCAUCAGCGCCCGGGCAUGGAGCGAUCGAAUAUCGUACCUCUGCUCAAUGCAGCGGUGGGAUGAAGCGAUAGAACUGGCCAUCGAGGGAUACCGAGCAGCUGCGGGGCGCCAGAGGCGUCUGGUUUCGUCGAAGGAGCGGAUACUGCGCAUGUACGACGAGUAUCUAAGUGCGACCAAAAAAACGCCCGAACUAUGUCUAGAGGCCAUCGUGGCGUGCUUGAUCGAGAUCGGUGAAAAACAGUUGCUGUGGGAAGAGCUGUACGAUCGGUUGCCUGUGCCCGAUCACUACCUCACCAUCAUUGCCAGGCAUAUCGAGAGCGAUCAGCUGGACUCGGUGGCACCGUCGGUCGCCCAGGUUUUAUGCGAGCACUUUUGGAAACGGCGCGAAACGGCGAGGCUGGAGGCACUCAUUCUGAAGCUGGACUGGCAGUGCUUAGAUCUGCACCAGGUGCUGACGAUCUGUCGCAAGGAACGUCUGUACAGUGCACAGAUGUACCUGAACACGAAGGCGCUCGGGGAUUAUACGAUCUCGCUCAUCGAUUUGAUACCGCAGAUCGAACCCUCUGCGAAUGAUUUGCAUUUGGGCAACUGCCUGUUGGUGUACAUCUCGAGCUGCCUCGCUGGCCGUGGUUACCCGAGUGGCGAAAUAGCCCCGGACACGAUCCCGAGCGUGAAGCACGAGGUGCUGCGCUGCCUGACGGUUAUCCAUUCGAACAAUGCAUCCGACGGCGAACUGCCUUAUCCGUACUUGCGCAAGCUGCUCGCAUUCGAUACACGCGAAACACUGAACGUCAUUUCGCUCGCGUUCCAGGAGAAGGAGUUUAACGGUGAGCUAGGGCUUUCGCAGCGCCAACGGAUCAUCAACAUACUGCUGGAGAUUCUCACGCCGGAUCAUGCGACCUGGUCGCAAAUCGCAAGCCUGUUGAACUUUAUCGCCCAACAAAUCGCUUCUCGUGAGCUACCCGAAAACGAGCAGCUGCUGGAGAAGGUGAUCAGCUAUCUGACGGUGACCACCGAUGUGCCACUGUCCCGAAGGGAGCACUUUGAGCGCGAGCAAACCUGGCUCGAGCUGCUGAGCUCGAACUGUCUGGAGCACAUUCCAACCGACCAGUUGCUGGAGACUGCCCGGAAAAACAAGUGCUAUCACGUAGCGGAGCAUCUUCUAGAGCGGCUUGGCCGAUACGAGGAAGUGUUCGAUUGCUACCUGCAAGACGAGUACCGACAUCUGCAGCUGUACUCUUACAUUGCCCAGCAUGCGGCCGACCCGCAACGUCAGGUGUACCUGCUGGUGGUGAGAAAUCUUUGCCAGAUCGUCGACAUUAACUGCGAGCAGGCGGCUCGCGUGCUGGUGGAACACUUUAUGCGAUUCUUGGCCAGCUUCUUGCAAAGCCUCGAGCGAGCGGGCGUUCCGGAGCGGUUGUUUUGCUUUCUCGAGGCACUACUCAAGCAAUCGGUACAACUAGAAACGAGCGAUUUGGAGCGCUAUCUGGAGCUACUAUGUCAGUACCGACCGGAUGAGGUGAUUGACUUCUUGAAGUCCAACGAUUCCUACCGCGUCGAUAAUGCCGUCCGCACGAUAAAACGCUUCGAUUUGAGUGCUCCAUUAACCUACCUCUAUGAAAAGCAAGGCGACUAUCAAUCCGCUUUCAACGUGGCGGUCGAAACGCUGAAGAACGCCCCGGAGAGUGCGGUCGAGAUGUGCGCUCUGCAGGUGAACGCUCUGUGCAUUCGUGCCUCCUCCGUGCUGGUGGAAAGCGAACGCGACCAUCUCUGGUUUUCACUGCUGAACAUAGUGCUCGCACGCAACGAUCUCACCUCCGUCACGAAAAACAUUCUCCACUCGGCCAGCGAGUUUGUCGAUCUGCCGAAGCUCGUGCAACUCGUGCUCAAUUCGGGCACGCUGACGGGCAACUUUGGCGACAUCAAGCACCUGCUUAUCGGCAUGCUGUCCAACUCGGCAUACGAAACGCUACUGCUACAGACAACCUCGCGGAUUUUGGGGAAAGAUUUGCAUACGAUGCUGGCGAAAGAGCACCGCCAGGCCAGGCGUGGGCUAGCGGUUAAAUCGAUCAAGUGCAUCGUGUGCCGCGCACGAUUAUACGGUGCCGACCAGCAGCAGCCGAUCGUAGUCAUGGGUGACUGUGGUCACGCAAUGCACCAAAAGUGUGCGAACGAUUUCUGUACCUUGCCCGUGGAUUCACCACCACCGCCAGCCACAACGGCUGAGUCCAGCGGCGAUGGAACCACCGUUAGCAGUUGGAGGAUGCUCAAAUGUCCGCGCUGUGAUGCGGUGGUCGUGGAACAAGCUUCCAUUAAAACCGUCGAGAGCUACAUGGAGCCCGGACCCUUCCUGUCGCCGGACUCGGUGAACGACAGUGGGCUAAAGCUAAGAGCACCACCCCGAGUCGGUCGUUAGGCAGGCUGGGUUUCUGCGUUAUGCUAUUGUCCUUACUCUUCUAGUGGCCAUUCACCAUCCAACCUGUAACGCGCGAAUCGUGGCGGGUUUUCAUAUUCCGUCACUUUGUGAACUCCCCGGUUAGCGAGAACACCAACCUCUGUUAGAAGUGUUUUAACAUCAUUCUUUGCUGUGACAAAAAACCUAAUCUGUAGCAUAAAUCUACCAAAUCUGUUCAAACACACAUAUUUUAGAGACUGUGUUAGCAAAGGUUUUCCUA